Messenger RNA from Cinara cedri, 573 nucleotides. The record is from the annotation of a GenBank genome assembly. Lineage: Eukaryota; Metazoa; Arthropoda; Insecta; Hemiptera; Aphididae.
AUGCAAUCUUUCAAUGCAUCAACCCCAAUUUGUUCCAUGCUUUUUAAUAAUCUUUCGGGUUAUGAUUUGCAUUUUAUUGUCAGACAAUUAGGAAACGACACGAAAUCGAUCUCUGUAAUUCCUAAUACAGAAGAAAAUCUAAUUUCAUUUACAAAGUACAUUUUACCUGAAUUUCAAAUAAGAUUUUUUGAUACAUGCCGCUUCAUGCAAUCGAGUUUGAAAACAGUUACCAAUAAUUUAGCUCGAGGUGACAAAUCUAAAUUUAGAGAGACGGCAAAAAUAUUUGCAUCUAAUGAUAUGAAAUAUGUGACUCAAAAAGGGUUUUAUCCCUGCGAGUACACAGAUAGUUGGGAAAAAUUGGAUGAUUCGUCACCAUCACCUAAAGAAGGAUUUUAUAAUAGGUUGUUAGAAAAGCAUAUUAAACACGAGAACUACAAAUCUGCAGAACGUGUUUGGGAACACUUCGGGUUCAAAAUUUUAGGAGAAUAUAGCGAUUGGUAUAUGAAAGUUGACGUGAGACGUGCGAUGUGUUUGAGAAUUUUAGGAAUUUAUGUAUGGACACAUAUGGCGUAG